UGUCACAAGGAAGAAGACAGUAUAUCUCAUCGGGGAUGAAAUAUCGCAAAAGAUAGCUUUAGCCUAGCCUACUCCUGACUAACAUGGCGGCGAGAAAUGUCAAGGAUGAACGCAAGCAGGAGUUUCAUCCGGUGCUUUGCGACAUAUGUCUGGACGCCCAGGUGCCCGCUAUGAAGACUUGCCUCAAGUGUGAGAUCUCCAUGUGUGCCCAGCACCUCCAGGCCCACCUCACCACGCCAAUCCUGCUGCAGACUCAUCCCCUGACCAAGCCCACAGCGCCCGGGGCCCUGAGCUCUUGCUGCCCGGAGCACGGCAAACUCCUCGAGUACUACUGCUUGGACGACUGCACCUGCGUGUGUGUGUCCUGCUCUAUCGAGGGCCAGCACCGACUGCAUGACAAGAAGACCCUUCCUAGAGCUCAUAAGGUGCUGGUGGAGAAGCUGAGGGAAGAGCUAAAGGAGCUGGCAGAGCGAGAGAAACAGGGCAAGGUGCUGAAGAGCUGGGAGACAAAGCAAACAAAGGCCUUGGAGGUAUCUACUGAGUAUCUGGUGGAGAGGGUGUCGGCGCUGCGUGAUAUUGGUCUCACCAAAGUGCAAAGCUCGGUCACAGCACGUCUUGGAGCCAUCCAAACAGCUCGACAGAGCAUAGAAGCAGCCUUGUCAGAAGAAGAUGCCCAUAUGUUUCUGCAGAAGUUUGCAGGAGUGCACGAAGCUGUGGAGAAAGCCCGCGCUGUAGACUUCAUCCAUGGAUUAGAAGAGGAGGCAGAGCCUGCAGAGGUCAUGUCUGACCUUCUCAAGAAUGGGCAUCAGGUCAUGGAAAAGGUGAAAAAGCUGCAGAGAGACCUGCUGGUCUUGGUUGACCCAGAUAACCAUACCUGGGUCAGACAUGAACCUACAGAUGUCAGCUUUGACCCUCAGGAGAUGGUGCAUUAUUUUUUUCUGUCUUCAGAUUUUAAGAUGCUGUCAUGUCGCUCACCCAUAGGAUAUUUCUCUGAAAGAGUUUACCUCCAGAAUGAUACAAACAGUGAUCUUUACUGGACAAUUAAGUUUUCUGAGAAGUAUGAUUGGAGUGUUGGCAUUGGUGCUAAAGAUCUUCCCAAUGAGGCAUCCAGUGGGGUUCGCCUGAAUGGUCCACUUUAUGGUUUGGAAUGGAAAAACAAACAGUAUUCGGAGCUCUACACAGAAACCAGGCAGUUAGGCGAGCAAGAGCAGCUUCAUCUCAUUUGCAAAGCUCUGACCUACCCACCGAAAUCCAGCUCUCCACAAGUUAUGGACUUUCAAGGUAAACUAGAGGUCCUCUGGGAUUCUUCUGCUCGGGCACUGUCCUUUUUCACAAGGGGUGAAUAUGAUGAGAUGAUCCGUCUGCACACUGUAGCCAUUGACAGCAGUGUCUCACAGGAGCUAUUCCCCUUUGUCACUCUGGAGAAAAGAGAGAAAGGUCCACCAAUUUCUGAUUAUGAAGAUUAUGGAUACAGACUCUCACCACGACGUGUAGAUUUUCUGUGUGCACUUGAAGACCAGAUUGGAUCUGAGCCGCCCACAAAGAAAAGGAAAGUAAAAUAAUUUUUGAAAGGGGGGAAAAAACUAUACUCUAUCCUCUAAAAGGGGUUGUUAAUCUGGAUUCUGGACUAUUGCGUUUUCUAACAGAAAAUCAUUUACAGAGAAAAUCAAAACCCUAUGAAAACAUCUCAACAUUUAUGGUAGUCAUAGGUCUAGCAUUGUAUCUAUUUCCUUGUGGUGUCUGUGGUUUAAACUAAUAUGGGGCUGUAAUUGCGUUGGUCACUGGAAGUUAUGUUUCUUGAUUUAAGUGUUCAUUUCAGUUGUAUGAGUUCAAAGGUGAUUACUCCUGAAUCUGUCUGAUCUUACUUUUGAUCACUGUUCAAGUCACAAGUCAAUAGACUUACAGUAUUCCAUACUUACAUAGCACAUUUACAUUUUUUUUUACACUAGGCUAUGGG
This is a messenger RNA of Sardina pilchardus (European sardine), 1957 nucleotides long. RefSeq names its product tripartite motif-containing protein 16-like. NCBI's taxonomy places the organism in Eukaryota, Metazoa, Chordata, Actinopteri, Clupeiformes, Clupeidae. The transcript has a single exon. Gene Ontology annotation, molecular function: zinc ion binding. Bases 84 to 1562 code for a protein of 492 amino acids. The record is from RefSeq and is a predicted model, not a curated record.